Molecule: messenger RNA, 3237 nt
Organism: Pleuronectes platessa (European plaice)
Lineage: Eukaryota; Metazoa; Chordata; Actinopteri; Pleuronectiformes; Pleuronectidae
Gene: selp
Product: selectin P
Exons: 17
Coding region: 80-2899 (939 amino acids)
Biological process (GO): leukocyte tethering or rolling; heterophilic cell-cell adhesion; response to cytokine
Cellular component (GO): membrane; external side of plasma membrane
Molecular function (GO): oligosaccharide binding; sialic acid binding
Source: RefSeq, a predicted model, not a curated record
AUGGUAAAAGUGAUAUUACAAAAUCAUUGACUCACUCCCUGAAGGACAUUUGAUACAUGAGUGACUGGACACAUAUCAAAUGAUGUCUCAAGAAUCAGUUGACAUUCAACAAACUCUGCAUCACAGGGUGCUGAUAGCUGCAUUGAUUAUCUUUACCCAAGACCUGAGCAGCGGAGGAGGAGCACAGGCAUGGACCUACAACUACAGCAUCGGCCCAAACCGGAGGUGGCUACAGGCCCGCCAGUGGUGUCAGGAGCACUUCACAGACAUGGUGACCAUCCAGAGCCAGGAGGAGACGGACUUCAUCAACAAUCUGCUGCCGUUUAACCCAAAAUAUUACUGGAUAGGCGUCCACAGAGUGGAUGGAGCAUGGAUAAGGGUGAUGACCAAUGAGACUGUCCCAGAAGACGCCCAGAACUGGGCACCAGAUGAGCCGGAUGGCUUAGUGGGUCAGGACUGUGUGGAGAUUUAUCUUAAGAGGGAGAUAGAAGUAGGCAUGUGGAACAAUGAGAAGUGCAGCAAAAGGAAGGGAACGGUCUGCUACUCAGCCUCUUGUACACAGGAUUCCUGCAGUGCACAUGCAGAGUGUGUGGAGACUAUAGGGAACCAUACUUGCCAGUGCCAUCCUGGUUUCCAUGGCCCACGCUGUGAAGAGGCAAUCGCAUGCAAACCCUUGCUGGAUCCUGAACAAGGUUCUCACCAAUGUUUCUGUCCCUACGGGUGCAAUCGGUUCAACUCUUCCUGCAGUUUCCACUGUGAACUUGGCUUCCGCUUGGUAGGCGUGCCCCAACUCUUGUGCCAAACCAGUGGACGUUGGAACCACCAUGUUCCUCUGUGUCAAGUUGAACAGUGUCCAGUUCUGAACCACACCAACAGCAGUGGCGGUCGAAUGAACUGCAGCCACCCCAUCGCAGAUUACAGCUACAACUCCACCUGUGAGGUCAGGUGUGACGAAGGCUAUGAGCUCAGUGGAGACGGCCACAUACGCUGUGACCACACUGGCCAGUGGACAGCCAGUGUCCCAGCAUGCACAGUAAAAAAGUGCGCCCCCAUUUUCUCUCCUGUCACGGGCAACAUGACAUGCGUGUACACUGUGGAGCCUUUCAUCUUCGGCUCGUGGUGUGACUUCACCUGCCAGGAAGGCUACUACCUCAGCGGAAACAGCACACUCACCUGUCUGGCGUCAGGACAGUGGAGUAAACCUACACCUAAAUGUGCAGUGGUGCAGUGCAACAGCCUAGAGGCUCCACCUCAUGCCUCCAUGCAAUGCCAGGGCCCUUUGGGAGAGUACAGCUAUGACUCAAUAUGCACUGUGCAAUGUGAAGAAGGAUUUGAACUGAUCGGCACAAACAAGACAAAAUGUUCCUCACAGGGCAACUGGAGUCACGCCCUUCCUCUCUGCCAGGCUAAGAGGUGCAUUCCCCAAAAUCCACCCUCUCACGGCUCCAUUUCCUGUUCUGACCCAAAUGGUUCCUUCCGUUUUGGUUCUCGAUGCACGUCGGCCUGUGACGAGGGAUUUCUCCUGAAUGGGACGUCCAGCACUGAGUGCACCUCUCUGGGAACAUGGAAUGCAGACAUCCCACGUUGCCCAGCUAGAACAUGUUCCACUUUGAACUCUCCAACCAAUGGCUCUUUAUCCUGCUCCCAUCCCCAUGGAGAGUUCAGGUUUGGGUCUCGGUGCACAUCAGCCUGUGAGGAGGGAUUUCUCCUGAAUGGGACGGCUGACACAGAAUGCACCUCUGUGGGCACAUGGAACGCAGACACCGCACUUUGCACGGCUAAGAGAUGUCCGUCUCUGAACCCUCCCUCUCACGGCUCUUUAUCCUGCGCUGGUCCUCAUGGAGAGUUCAGAUUUGCUUCUCAGUGCACGUCGUCCUGUGAGGAGGGUUUUGUCCUGAAUGGGACGUCCAGUGCUGAGUGCACCUCUGUGGGCACAUGGAACGCAGACAUCCCACGUUGCCCGGCUACAAGAUGUCCCACUCUGAACUCUCCAACCAAUGGCUCUUUAUCCUGCUCCCAUCCCCAUGGAGAAUUCAGGUUUGGGUCUCGGUGCACAUCAGCCUGUGAGGAGGGAUUUCUCCUGAAUGGGAUGGCUGACACAGAAUGCACCUCUGUGGGCACAUGGAACGCAGACACCCCACUUUGCACAGCGAAAACAUGUCCGGCUCUGAACCCUCCCUCUCACGGAUCUUUAUCCUGCUCUGAUCCUCAUGGAGAGUUCAGGUUUGGGUCUCGGUGCACUUCAGACUGUGAGGAGGGUUUUCUCCUGAAUGGGACCACGGACACUGAGUGCACCUCUCUGGGCACAUGGAACACAGAACAACCACAUUGCUUGGCACGUCCAUGCCCCCUAUUGGCCGAAGCGCCACAACAUGGGAGGAUGAACUGCAGCCAUCCACAUUCCCUUUUCAGCUACGACUCCCACUGUGACUUUGGAUGUACUGAGGGAUUCUGGCUGAGAGGAACUCCCACUGUGACGUGCAAUAGCUCAGGCCACUGGAGUCGGGAUCUACCUACCUGCGAGCUUGUACAGUGUGAGGUCAUCCGUGCCCUGUCUCUACCCCUGUCUGUGAACUGCUCCCACCCUCUGGGCAACUUCAGCUUUGGCUCCAAGUGUCUUUUCACCUGUAAAGGCAGAUUCUCCCUGAAUGGCACUGAGCUGCUGCUCUGCUCGCCCACUGGGUUUUGGAGUGACGGUCUGCCAAACUGCACAGAAGAUCUGCCGGUGGGGGCGGCCAUGUUGAUGUACACGGGCAUCACUGCGACCUCUGUGCUCGUGCCUCUCGCCCUGAUCGGACUGGCUGCGUUGAUUCUGACACAAUUCAAGAGAAAAGGAAACAGAGCCAGGUCUGAUGCGUCAUUGUGGGAAGAAAGAGAGAAUCCAGCAUUUGAGUUUUGAUUUUUUUUUGUGUUGAUGCUUUUGUAUUGAUACGGAUGUGGUUGUUGUUUGUUGUUAUGUUGCAGUUAAUUUGCUCACUCUCAUACAUAGACAUAUUAUUUUCUGCAUGUCAAUUUUAUAUUGUCAAAUUUGAACUGUAUUUACGUAGAAGCUUUGAAAUGAGCCCAACAGGUUUUCUGCCCCCCCUUCUCUGUGUAUGAUUAUUUGUAAUUUGUAUUUUUAAUCUGUGCAAAAAAAUUUAACUAUUUCUGCAACUUCAUGCAUGCUGUUUAACAUUCACUAUAACGUCUACCCAGAGAUGCUUCAAAAUCUAAAUAAAAAAAAGAAUCAAUAUAUAA